UGUUCGAGCUCUAGAAACGGGCGAUGGAUCUCAGUGGUACAGUUCAAUGCUCUAGGCAGAACAACCCGUCUAGGCUUCUACACGCUAUGUGAUUGUUACAUUCUGCAUGUCAUGGCUCUUUCACCUUACCCCUCAUACGCUGUUGCGACUUCACCUCAAAUUUAUCUGCAUAUUCAUUAUCUUUUGGGAUACAUCGUGACCUAGAUCUUAGGAAACCCCAUAGAGCUACCUUCAAGAUGUCUGAAAACGACUUUGAAGAUGUUGACUGUGUUACUUUUGAUAAUGAUCCACGCACUUGGAUACUGAAGGAGAAAAUUCACGAGAACAAAUCUCAGCUUGAUAAGAUGGAGUUCGAUGGGCAACACGUUGCUUCUAAAUCUUGGGAAGUUUACAUUUGUAAAAACUCUGCUGACCCUUCGGAAGAAGCAAUCAUCAAAAUAUACAAGCAAAUUCCUUAUAUUGGAUCCGAGUUUACUCGACCGCAGGUAAGGCGGAGGCAAGCUCUGCCGAUUGACGGGCUCGCCAAAAAGGAACUCGACGCUCUCAGGACGUUUACAGAAAAAGGAUGCGCUUCAACUCCCAAGCUUCUGGGAUACAAAGAAGAGGUUCAAGGUCCGCAAGACAUCGUUCCUGGAGGGUUCAUCCUCUAUCUAUUGAUGGAAAGGUUGCCCGGUUCCUGCCUUGAUGAGUACGCCUUCUGGGACUUGGACGAAUCUGAACGCGCCAAGGUUCUAGAGAAAUUUAAGACUGCAUGGAUAGAUUGUUACAACGCCGGUCUCGUGCCUUCCAACGGCCUUGGCGAAACGAUCAUGUGGGAUCCUGCAGCAGAGAGAGUUUAUUUCACGGGAUUCAGUGACAGUUUCUCGUCGGAGGAAUCUCCGGAAGGAUGGAGUGAAAGGCAGUGGGACGAAUGGGACUUAUUCCAGCGACCUAGGCAACGUCAGAAACCGGUUCCUACUGGCGCAGAAACAGGAGAAUCUCUUCUAGCCUCCCGGAGUCGUGCUUCAAAUUCAAUGGUAGCACAUAUUUUUGACAUGUACACGGGCGCUUCUUCUCCUCGCUUCUCAUGAUAUCUCAUCAUCUUGGUCGUCUCCAGAGAACAAAGAUUGAAG
This is a messenger RNA of Paecilomyces variotii, 1112 nucleotides long. RefSeq lists its product as hypothetical. Bases 237 to 1070 code for a protein of 277 amino acids. The transcript has 4 exons. The record is from RefSeq and is a predicted model, not a curated record. Lineage: Eukaryota; Fungi; Ascomycota; Eurotiomycetes; Eurotiales; Thermoascaceae.